AUGAAAAUACAGAUUUUUCGUUUGGCAGCACCGCCAGGACGAUUAGCAACAUCGGUGUUCCGACUUCAACUACACAUGUUAACAGGGGCACCCAUUGCUAUACUUUUUCCUGUAAUAAAUACUCGAUUGUUGCCAUUUGAGACAGAAGUAUACUAUAUACAACAUUUGCUGAUGCUAGUCAUUCCAUUCUACUUACUCAAAAUCGGAGGUUCUUAUACUGCUGAGCCUGUGUUAGACUUUAGCUGGGCUUUAGUGUCUAUGGGAAUCCUGUACAUCAUAUACUUUGUACCAGUGCAGUACCUGGCCUAUAUAUCAAAGGUGAACCUGAAUAACAUGCUUUGUCCAGCAGUAUCAGACCCAUUUCAUGGACCAUAUUAUCGAAUCUGUGCAAUUACGCAUCAAGGACUUCUCAUACCAACUCUGGGCAAGUUUUACACUUGGCUCUCAAACAAAUUCCUCCGAUCUUCAGUGAAGGUGGAGGAGGAGUUGGUAUUUAAGAUUGACUGGGCACUGGAACCUCCGCCUAUUGACAAUCUCAGCGGCAAGAACGGCGUCAUUAGCCACCAGGACCACCAACCCAACCCCAAUAACGGACAUCUAAAGUCCUCCUGAAACAAACCUAACUUUAAUUCUACAAAAAGGACUUUCCUUGGUGUCAAUAUUUCUUUAUUUUAGAUUGAAUAAUAUUUGUGAAUAGAUGUGUUUCACAAAUGUGA
Saccostrea cuccullata (small rock oyster) is the source of this 716-nucleotide messenger RNA. Its product is annotated as transmembrane protein 164-like. NCBI's taxonomy places the organism in Eukaryota, Metazoa, Mollusca, Bivalvia, Ostreida, Ostreidae. Bases 1 to 612 code for a protein of 203 amino acids. The transcript has 5 exons. The record is from RefSeq and is a predicted model, not a curated record.